AGUGAGGCGUUCAUAAUGUAUAUGGUUAUAUUUGAUUUGAGUGUUAUCACAGGCUUGUUUAUGUGUCAAGCCUCUGAAUCCUCAAACUUCCGACUGUCCCUGAACCCAACGCUCCUCCGCCAGGAGGACGCUCUCGUCACCACAACUUCCUCUCGGAGGUGACACUCACCGGCAACGGCAAGAGAACCAAACAGAAGAAAAACUGUACAGCCACACACACACACACACACACACGCACACACACUGUGUCAAAUACAUCCAGAGACACCCGGCCAUGAAGCUGUCAGUAAUCCGCCGUGCCUGUGGCAGUCUUCGGAUCCAUCCAGGAAGCAGAGUCAGCGGUCUGUCGCACAGAUGCCCACCGGUCGCCCCUGCCGGCCGCCGCUCGACCCUCCGGGCAGCUAGCGGCUCCACGGGCGGCGGCACCAGCCCGAAAGUAGCCGUCAACUUCGGGAAGAAGUCCUGGAGGGGAGAUGGGUUCGAAAGCAACAGUCCUCUGAAGGAAGUGGUUCAGAGCACCAAGGAGGCAAUGGUGGCUCUGCAGAGAAGUCAUCCCUCAAUCCAACCUUUGUUAGCCAUCAUACAGGCAGGUGAAGAUGACAGCUUGUUGGAGAUCAAUAAGAAAAUGGCAGGAAAGAUCGGUUUGAACGUCACUCAGAUUUGCCUGGCAGAAGAAUGUAGUGAAGAUGAAAUUGUAGAGGAGUUGUUGAAGCUUAAUGAGGACCCCAGGGUGCACGGUGUCUACCUCCACCUUCCCCAGGCUUCACUCACCAGUCGAGUACUUGACACACUCAAACCUGAAAAGGAUAUCGACGGGAUCACCGAUUUGAAUGUGGGCCGUUUGGCACGUGGAGACUUGAGCAAAGGCUUUUUGUCGCCCACAGCCAGUGCUGUCCUGGAUCUGCUGGUUAAACAUGAUGCUCCGCUGGAAGGAAAAAACGCCUUGUUGGUCGGAGGCGAAGGACCCGUAGCGUUGGCCCUGCAGUGCCUCAUAGAGAAAAGUGGAAUGGUUGCUGUCAAGAUUAACUGGAGCUCCACAAGUCUGCAGAGACAGGUGUUUUUUGUAUUAUUGAUGCAAGCUGAUGCUGUGGUCCUGUUAGGCACAGGGAAUAUGGAUGUCCCAUCCACCUGGUUUAGACCGGGGACUGCCAUCAUUCGCUGUGAGCCCAACAUGGAGACAGUUGAACAUGCCACUGAGAUCUCCUCAAAGUUUGAGCUCUGGUACCUCACGGCAGCGUACAGAACACAGAAUGUGGUGCACAGUUGCUGUCGGUGGAUCCAGGAGAAGCAGUACCGACCCUGGCUUCUGCGAAGCCUCAAACUGCAGCCCCUGACGCCAGUACCUAGUGAUAUAGAGAUUUCCAGAGCGCAGAUCCCCAAACCAGUGAACCAGUUGGCCGAGGAGGUGGGUUUGCUGCCAGAAGAGCUCGAAGCCUAUGGCAGGAACAAAGCAAAGGUCCGACUUUCCCUGUUAGAUCGCCUUCACACGCAGCCUGAUGGAAAAUAUGUACUGGUUGCUGGUAUCACCCCCACCCCACUUGGCGAAGGUAAAAGCACAGUGACCAUUGGCCUCGUCCAGGCCCUGUCUGCCCAUCUGAAGCUCAACUCCUUCGCCUGUCUCCGACAGCCUUCCCAGGGACCCACCUUCGGGGUCAAAGGGGGAGCUGCAGGAGGGGGAUAUGCCCAGGUCAUUCCUAUGGAGGAGUUUAACCUCCAUCUGACUGGCGACAUUCAUGCCAUCACAGCAGCCAACAACCUGGUGGCAGCAGCCAUCGAUGCCAGGAUGCUCCACGAGGCGACGCAAUCGGACAAGGCUCUGUUUAAUAGACUGGUCCCUUCUGUGAACGGAGUUCGAAGAUUUUCACCCAUUCAGAUCUCCAGGCUACGUCGUCUUGGCUUCAAUAAAACAGACCCAGCAUCUCUCACGCCACAGGAAGUUAGCACCUUUGUCCGUCUUGACCUUGACCCUUCCACGAUCACCUGGCAGAGAGUCGUUGAUACAAACGACCGCUUCUUGAGGAAAAUCACCGUCGGACAGGCGAGCACGGAAAAAGGACAGAUCAGAGAGACUGGGUUCGACAUUGCAGUGGCCAGUGAGAUCAUGGCCAUCCUGGCUCUGGCAGACAGCCUGGAGGACAUGAGAAACAGACUGGCACGCAUGGUGGUGGGGACCAGUCGCGCUGGACAGCCUGUCACCACAGAGGACCUGGGUGUGAGCGGAGCGCUGACGGUGUUAAUGAAGGACGCCAUCAAACCCACAUUGAUGCAGACCCUUGAGGGUACGCCAGUGUUUGUCCAUGCUGGGCCCUUCGCCAACAUCGCCCAUGGCAACUCCUCAGUGCUGGCAGACAAGCUGGCUUUGAAGUUGGUUGGACGGGACGGCUUUGUGGUGACUGAAGCUGGUUUUGGCGCGGACAUCGGGAUGGAGAAAUUCUUCAACAUCAAAUGCCGAGCGUCAGGUUUGAGGCCCAAUGUGGUGGUGCUGGUUGCAACGGUCCGAGCACUGAAGAUGCACGGAGGAGGUCCAAAUGUGUCAGCAGGGGCGCCUCUUCCUAAAGAGUACAUUGAUGAGAAUCUGAGUCUGGUUGCAGGUGGUUGCCAUAGCAAUCUCAGAAAGCAGAUCCAGAUUGCACAUCUGUUUGGGGUACCAGUUGUGGUGGCGCUCAAUGUCUUCAAGACAGACACCCAGGCAGAGAUCGAGCAUGUGUGUCAGAUUGCGAAAGAGUGCGGGGCAUCUGACGCUGUGCCGUGUCACCACUGGGCGCAGGGUGGGCGGGGGUCUUUGGAGCUGGCCCAGGCUGUGAACGAAGCUGCCAACAGACCCGGCAACUUCCAGUUCUUGUACGACAUAGAGAUGCCGAUAGCAGAGAAGAUCAGAACGAUUGCCCAGAAAGUGUACGGAGCGGACGACAUUGAGCUGUCUCCAACUGCCAAAGACAAGAUAGAUUACUACAAUCAACAGGGCUACGGCUUAUUGCCCAUCUGCAUGGCCAAGACCCACCUGUCCCUGUCCCACAUGCCCGACAAGAAGGGGGCUCCCACAGGGUUCGUUCUGCCAAUCAGAGAUGUCCGUGCAAGCAUCGGAGCUGGCUUCAUCUACCCGCUCGUUGGAACGAUGAGCACCAUGCCUGGCCUGCCGACCCGACCCUGUUUCUACGACAUUGACCUCGACCCGGUCACAGAGGAGAUCACCGGGCUCUUCUGAGCGUUACAGUUAUCUGGCAUAUUAGGUAUCUGAAGGAGCUGGCGUGGUUUCAUCAUGAAUAUUUUACAAGUAGUUAUUGUCUAUAUUACCCGCUACAUGAGACUUAAUUACCUGCCUGGAGUUUACAGCAGUUUACAACAUGCACUCGGUGCCGAGCCUCCGGUCGGUGAGGCUACACACUCCCACUCAUGCGCACAGUUCAUCAUCGUGUUUUUGUUACAGCCUCUCUCUGCUCCGCUCCAUGUGUUGCGUCAUAAAACGCAUCCAUCCAUUACACGUUUGACAGGAAAUUUUUUCUUACUCUUCCCAGCAGCCCAAACGUUCUCCCACAUCGCAGUAACAAAGUGAGAAAAGGAAAAACACGGAUUUCAAAUUCAUGCUUUACUUGCACAUUUGUGUGAUAUGCCAAAGAUGACAAGCUUGUGACGUUUUGAUUUCUGUGUAUUGGUUAAGUUGGUGUAGGGUUUCAAACCAUUCUGAAUUUUACCUAAAUAUUUUUUAUGUAGUCUUCUUUUACAAUGUCGCUGCAGAUUUUCAUAUGCAUCCUGAACUUUAGUGUAUUUAUUAACUAAAUUGCUGAUGUCGCACAAAAAGCCUUUUUAUGGCUUUUACAAUCCUUUCCUAACAUCUAGCUAUGGCUGCUCUAGUGUCCUAAACUCUUUGCCUUUGUUUGGAUCCCCCGUUUGCAAAAUCUAAAUGUCAACGCUGCUAUACAAAGUGUAACUGACUACACUUAGUCUUAAGUUGCACUGGUUAUAUUGAGCUGUUUUUGAGAUAUUGUUCAAGAAUUAUAGUUUAUGUGAUUGAAUGGGUGAAAAUCCAGCCUGAAAAUGCCUGUUACAUGUGUCACACGACUACAUUUCAGUGUAAAUCCCAGGAAAUUGUUCCGUAGAGCUGGUAAGUCCCUCACAAUCCACACGAUAAACACACUCCACAAUAUAUGCGAUUUGCUAUGCAAGAUAGCACCUUUUCCACUUUUCAAUAUAAGUCCAAUGCUUUCUAUCAUGAAGAUGUAAUACUAUUUUAUGAUGUUUGUAGAAGGUACCUUCAUUUUAAGCGAGGCUAGCAGACUGUUGGAAGCACACGCCUCUCUGCACUUGCAGCGCAGCGGUGGUGGAUUUUCAUCCCCAUCGCUGAAAGCUGGUCACAACAACAACUGGUGUCCAUUGUCUGAUACCAAAUUUGUCAACAUCCAGCGUCAUUGGGUGAUUUUAAAAAUGGAAAUGACAGAUGACAUGCCAGAUGUGACGGUCGGAAGGUUUGUCAGUGUACAGUUGAAAUCAAACGUUGGAUCUGAGUUUUUUCUCUGCAAACAUAUUUUAGUAUUGUUGUAUGUUAAACAUUUUGGUUCUCAUAGAUCAGACAUGCUUUGCAAAUAAACUUUUUAUUUACUCCAAA
This is a messenger RNA of Scophthalmus maximus (turbot), 4603 nucleotides long. It is a transcript of the gene mthfd1l, whose product is annotated as methylenetetrahydrofolate dehydrogenase (NADP+ dependent) 1 like. Gene Ontology annotation, cellular component: cytosol. Lineage: Eukaryota; Metazoa; Chordata; Actinopteri; Pleuronectiformes; Scophthalmidae. Gene Ontology annotation, biological process: tetrahydrofolate interconversion. Gene Ontology annotation, molecular function: methenyltetrahydrofolate cyclohydrolase activity; ATP binding; methylenetetrahydrofolate dehydrogenase (NADP+) activity. The record is from RefSeq and is a predicted model, not a curated record. The transcript has 27 exons. The coding region runs from base 275 to 3205 and encodes 976 amino acids.